AUGGAAUCGGGUCUUAUCAAAGACAAUCAAUUAUCGGCAAGUUCAAGUCAUGAUAAAGACACUACUGGGCCACAGAAUUCUAGGAUACGGACGGAACGUGGAAGUGGUGCGUGGUGUCCACGUCAACAAAUCAACUCUGAAACAGUUGAAUGGCUACAAAUUGAUUUUGAUAUGGAUAUGGUGAUAACAGCUGUUGAAACACAAGGACGUUUCGAUGGCGGACGUGGUCUAGAAUAUGCGCCAGGUUAUAUGUUGGAGUAUUGGCGUGAAAGUCUUGGUACUUGGGCACGGUAUAAAGAUGGAAAACAAAAUGAAGUGAUGGCUGGAAAUAGUGAUACGCAAUCGACAGUAUUCCGAGCUUUAGAUGGUGGUAUUGUGGCACGAAAUUUACGUGUUAUACCUGUUUCUGAAGUAACGCGUACCGUUUGCAUGCGUAUUGAACUCUAUGGAUGUUCUUAUAGAGAUCAAAUUUUAUCCUAUGUAAUACCGGAAGGUGAUAUAAUAGACGGUUUAAACCUGAGAGAUAUAUCGUAUGACGGAAUUACAAAUUCAUCAGGGUAUUUGGUCAAAGGCCUUGGCAAAUUAUAUGAUGGUGCUGUUGGCAUGGAUAAUUUUGAGAGCUAUCCUGAGAAAUGGAUCGGUUGGAAUAGAGAAAAACAUGGAGCAACUAUUACAAUUGAAGUAUUGUUUGCAAAGAAGAAAAUUAUCAAUGCCAUUUUAUUUCAUGUGUCAAAUUUCUUGAAAAGUGGAGCUCAGGUAUUUAAACGAGCACAUGUAUGGUUCUCAUCACAAGGUGGAGGUCAAUAUUCACCGAGAACAUUGCAUUUUAAUUACAUCCCUGACAAAAAUUUCCAAUCAGCCAGAUGGGUACGAAUACCGGUGCCAAGCCGAAUUGCUAAAGAAUUACGAGUCGAACUAACUUUCUCAAAAAACAGCUCUUGGUUAUUGCUGAGUGAAAUUAAAUUUGAAUUUACAAAUGAAAUGUUUAAAUCAGAUGAUAUGGAUGACGAGGAAUUUGAUUUGAAUCAUCCAUCAAACCGAGGUGAUACGCUAACUUACUUUGCUAUUAAUGAUGCAUCUGAAGAUGGCAUACGAUGGAUAUCAAUCGCUGUAAUAAUAUCACUUCUUUUCCUAUUCUGUGCUCUCAUUAUUCUUUUCUAUUUGCUAUGGAUUUAUCGUCGUGCAUUUUCACGAAAAGGACCAUUUAUAGUGUUAAAAAAAAAUUCGAAAGAUGUACGAAUGGCAGUUGAAAAACAAACAAUUAAGCGUACGUCACCUAAUGCUUAUUGUAUGACCAAUGACAACAUGCAAAAUUCGUUGUUGGAAAAACUUCACGCUAAUCAGUCUUCAGGUAGUGAAUAUGCUGAGCCAAACUAUAUCAGCAAUGAUAUGGAAAUUAUCGGAGUUAACAAUACAACCAUAUGCGAUCCCACAAAAUCUCUUACCAAUUCCACAAUUCAUUAUGUUUCAAAUGAUGUUUGUAUGCGACAUCCACGACAAUUAGGAUAUGCGUUAAUGGAGAAUUCAAUGACAUCUCAAAUAGCUAGCGGUUAUGAUACAAAUAGAUCAACAAAUUUCGUCGAAAUUGAUUCAAAAUGUCUAAGAUUUCAUGAACAUUUGGGUAAUAGUCGAUUUGGUGAGAUUUGGCUUUGUCAAUUGGAACAGCGUACAAUGGUGAAUAAAACAUUCCAUAGAAGUCGUGAUAAUCGAAGAGAAUUUGAAAUAAUUGUGGGUGAAUUAAGUAGUCUAAGGCAUCAAAAUAUAUUAGAAGUGAUUGGUGUCUGCUUUGAUGGUGUAUUAACAAGCUGUAUUCAUGAAUAUAUCGAACAGUAUCUUGAUCAGUAUCUUCGAAGCCUGAACAAUGAGAUAUCAUACAGGACUGAACUACUACUAUCAGUAAGCACGCAAAUUGCAGCUGGAAUGUCAUAUUUGGAAUCUAAAAAUUUCAUCCAUGGAAACCUUUCGGCGAGUAAUUGUAUGGUUGCUAAUGAUGGUACCGUUAAACUCACCAAUUUCAAUAUGGCUUAUACAUUGGAUCACUUUGAAACAGAUGAUCCAAUAGAUCGUGGACGAAUGCGCUGGAUGUCUUGGGAGGCAGUCGCAGAAAAAAAAAUUACAAUUAAAGGCGAUGUAUGGUCGUUCGGUGUUACACUUUGGGAAGUCCUUAAUGGUUGUCAUAAAUAUCCUUAUAAAAUGAUGACUGAUAACGAUGUAUAUCGAAAUUUAUUAUUUAUGCGACAAAAUGGGAUGUUAAAGUUCUAUUUGGAAAGGCCCGACUUUUCAUCUGUCACUUUUUAUCAAGAAUUUAUACUGCCAUGCUGGAACAGUAAUUCACAGGAACGUCCCACGUUUCACUCAUUACAUCGUCGAUUGCAAAAUGUUACUUGCGCACAAAUGAGUGAAGGUUGCUACUAUUGA
Brugia pahangi is the source of this 2418-nucleotide messenger RNA. Lineage: Eukaryota; Metazoa; Nematoda; Chromadorea; Rhabditida; Onchocercidae. The record is from the annotation of a GenBank genome assembly.